AUGAUAAAAUUAUCAACAUUAUCUGAAUCAAAUAAAACCCAAGAUGAGCUAGUUAAAAAGAUUGAUGAACUUCAAAUAAAAAAUGAUAAUCUAUCAUCAUUUAUCACUAAAAUGGAUAGUACUUAUUCGCCCACAUAA
Molecule: messenger RNA, 138 nt
Organism: Dictyostelium discoideum AX4
Lineage: Eukaryota; Evosea; Eumycetozoa; Dictyosteliales; Dictyosteliaceae
Exons: 1
Coding region: 1-138 (45 amino acids)
Source: RefSeq, a predicted model, not a curated record